Molecule: messenger RNA, 656 nt
Organism: Thamnophis sirtalis
Lineage: Eukaryota; Metazoa; Chordata; Lepidosauria; Squamata; Natricidae
Gene: SYCN
Product: syncollin
Biological process (GO): exocytosis
Cellular component (GO): secretory granule membrane
Source: RefSeq, a predicted model, not a curated record
CCCAGAGGGGUCCAGCUCUAUAAAGCCGCCGUCCGGCCCAAGGACUGGACACUUUGGCCAAGAUGCAGGCUUUGCUCGGCACUCUCCUCCUCCUCCCGCUGCUCUUCGCCACCGGCCAGGCCCAGUGCCCGGCCCCCAACGAGCUCAAGAACCCGAACCCCAACGGCACCAAGGUCUGCGCCCAGAUGUACACCGACGACAGCCCCUACUACGACCUCUGCUGCGGAGGGAGCCUCCUGAUGGCCGUGGCGGGCGAAGACCAGCCGUACAUGCCCGCGGCUUUCAACAACAAGAUCUCCUCGCUGGUGGUGGGCCAACGCUGCGAGCUGACCGUCUGGUACAGGAAGGGCAAGGGGGGCAACACGCGGAAGUUCAAGGCCGGCGCCUACCCGCGCCUGCAGGAGUUCAAGAGAGGCGUCUUCGGCGACUGGGACGACUCAAUCUCCGCUUACUACUGCAAGUGCAACUGAGCCGGAGCCACGGAGGGAGCCGCCGCCACCGUCCUGUCCAUCCUCGCUCAGGUCACCCCAGAGUCCCCCCCCCACCCCGCAUCUCAAGGCCCCAGAUCGUCUCUCCUGCCCGCCUCCCGUAGCAGCGGCAGCUCAACUUGGCAGCCCCCCCAGAGGCAGAAGAACGCGCAGCCCGGGGACCGGCCC